ACAUUGAUGGGUCCUGGCCAAGAGAUUUGAGCGCCGAAAGAGAGGUUGCGGGAAUGAGCCGCUGUCCCCAUUUUCGAUACGGGACCGAGCCAGGCGUCGGACUGAUAAUUUGGGUAUCUAGGAAACGCAACGAAGACGAAAGGGUUGCGGAAGAAAGGCAAAGAGAUACGGUUGGCUUAGCUCUCGCUUGGCGUACUGGUUGGGCACAAAGUGUGGAUUGAAUGGGUCGAAUUGUUGUAAAGUCGCGGACCGGGGCCCAGAGACGAAGCAUGUCAUCUCAUUAACGAGAAGAAAUGAGAAGAAGCAAGGUUCGGAGGCGACUUAGCAGCCUAGGGCGG
Molecule: messenger RNA, 338 nt
Organism: Colletotrichum phormii
Lineage: Eukaryota; Fungi; Ascomycota; Sordariomycetes; Glomerellales; Glomerellaceae
Exons: 1
Coding region: 54-221 (55 amino acids)
Source: RefSeq, a predicted model, not a curated record